GGAAGAGGAAGGACGGUGAGUAAAAAUUUCUGAUGAAAUCUCCAUCUGGAGCGGCAGACGGACACAGGGAGAACCUCGGCGGCUCAACCUCAACAGCAGGCGGACACCGAGAAGUAUUACCGACCCCAGCGAGGAGUCUAAAAACACAACCGGUGAAGGAGUUUAUCAGAGCGGUUGUUGAGGCUGUUUUUGAAAUCUUAAACCGUUGGGAACCAACCCGCCAGUACGCUGCCGGGGGCUAAGCUAACGUGCUAACUAGCAGAAUAGCCACCGAUCCUCGCAGUCUGAAUUCGGACAGAAUGGAUUCUUCCCGCUUUUCAGACCGGUACCAGUCCUCAUGUCACGGAUCCAACUCGUCAGGCCUCAUUGUCUACCUCAGCUCUGGCUCUACACGGAGGAAGUCCGACCACCGCUCUAAGCCUGACGCCGGUUUUAUGGAGGAUAUUUCCUGGUUUCCGCGCUGCUCCGGUGCUCUGUAAGCCCAAGUGUUUGACAGCUGUCAGACCAGCAGCAGGCGUCGCUGCUGGAGAUUUUAAACUCUGCACUUUAACACAGCAACAUGUUCAGAAACGCUAACGGUGAAGCACGUUUUCCUAGCGGCCCAGGCUCUCCUUCCUCCCCGCAGCUCGCUUCGGUCACCUUUGACGGCCAGGAAAGCUCGUGGAUCGGCCUGCUGUCCAGGCCCGCGCUGUCUCUGCUGCGGAGACUCCGCCUGUGGGGCGCAGCGCCCGCAGAGAUCAGCAACAGCUUCAUCGGUGAGGAGAACGACAUUUUACGACAGUUAAAUGGAAUAAUGCCGUUUACGCCUCCUGUGGGACAUCAAUUUACGCGAUGUAAACACGACGGAGUACCCGGUGUUGGCCUCCUGGAUCCAGGGACAGGCGGCCCUGUGUCCUGGAUGUCUGCUGGGAUGGAUCACAGCCUGCAGCCUCAGAUAAGCUAUUUCUCCUCCAUCAGGGCUCAUAUAAACAAAAAUCUGAAGAAUCCUCAGGAAGUACAAGGCGCUGGAGGGAGGCCCUUGGUUCCGGUGAGCCCCCCAAUGAGGAGCAGCUCUGCAGGUAAAAUUGGGCCUUGGUGGGGCAGCUUUAUACAAAUAGAGGAAAGCUCAGAGACAUGUCUUCUGUCUGAGGUGACGGAAACGGGCCGGCUUUGUUCUCCCUCUGUAGCCCAGAUAAAAGCCCCCCCUACUGACACCACCCCUGUGUUAGAGUCGGUGCUGCCAGAAAACGCUGGACCUCCCUGCCUGGAUGACAGCAAAGCCCCUCACAGAGUCCAGAACAAAGCUGGCUUCACGGAAGGUGAGCGGGGCUGCAGAGGGGCAGGACUUCCUUUACCUGAGCAUGAUAACGGGUAUUCCAGCCUAGAGGAGGAGCAUUCCCAGAUGGGCCUCCUUUCCCAGCUGAGGGCCCCCAGUGAAGAAGGGAACCAGCUGGAGCCCAGCGUCCCUCAGAUGGAGGAGAUCCCAGAACAGCCUGAACCUGAAGAGGUGGUCUCCGUUCCCCAGUGUCAAAACAAAAGCAUCGCCUUCAUCAUGGGCUGCCCCUGCAGCGACGACGAGAGCAGCCAAUCAGAAUCUGACUCUGAGUCUGAUGAUGAUGACGAUGAUGACGGCUUUGACAGCGAGGGCUCCUCUGAUCUGUCCGACUCCUCAAACGAAGAUGAGGAUGAUGAGGCUUCAGACUCUGACAGUGAACCCGACUCAGAAUCGGAGCGUCUCUGGACCUCCCUGUGCCAAAGUCAGGACCCCUACAACCCCCGAAAUUUUACCGCCCGCCUGCACACAGGCCCGCCCGCCAGGACCGCCCCCACCCUGCCCGUCAGUGUUCCAGCUCCCUCACCUGCCUCCACCCCUCAUUCCCCCCCGGCGUCUUCUCCUACCCCCAUCUCUGCCUCCCCUCCAUCCAGCCAAGACACUUGGGACGAUUCAACGUCGGCCAGUGAGGUGGAUGAAGCGGAGAGUCUCCGCCUGCUGAGCUCUUUCAGUUGUUCUGCAGACCCAUACAGCCCUUUAAACUUUAAGGCUCCACUCAGGACUCAAGGCCCCACUGAGCCGCCUCCUAAAACCAGGAACAGAACCAGUGCAAUGCCUCAGACUCCCCCUCAGGCUCUCCAUCAUAAUACUGCAUCCCCACCUGAGUACAGGAAGGAGGGAGCUGAGGAGAGGCUGGACAGCGGCUUCUCAGAGGCCUCCACCACGCAGCAAAGCUGCAAGAUCCCCAAAAAGCUAGUUCUGGUUCUGUUCUGUGAUUUUCAUCUGUGUUCUGACCACCUGUCUCUCCUCUGUCAGGUCCAUUUUAGUGACACUGUGGAGGAGCACUUGAUUAACUCUGAGGAGGACCGGCGAGGUCCGUGGGAGGAGCUGGCCCGGGAUCGCUGCCGGUUCCUGCGGCGCUGUCAGGAGGUUGAGCAAAGCAUCGGGUUCUGUUUGCAGCCACAGCACCGGCAGCAGAUGUUCCAGAGACUCAACGCUCUUUCCGACACCUGACAGGAACCACAGGUGGACGAACCCAGUGCCGGUUCUGUCACGGUAACUGACUUUCUGCGUGAAGAGGUCGGAGUUUGAAUAAAUUUUAAUCAAGCUGCUGCUUUCAUCAUUUUCACAACAGAGCCGAACGGAGGCUUUGUCUAAGAUGUUCAGGUUCACACAGCGCCUGCUCUAACCAGCGGGUCAAACCAGGAUGCAGGAAAUCUGCUUCAGAGACAUGAAGGAGUGUUUGUGCUUUGUGUUAAUUAAAAUCUAGAUUAUUGCCAAUUAAAUUUUUUAUUUUAAGGAUUCAAAUUUCAAACUUUCAGUGUUUCUCUAAUUAUAACCUGCAGCAGGUGUGGUAGCGAGCUGCCUAACGGGCUGGAGCCAGUGUUUGUCCCGGGCUUAGCUGUGGCCCAUUAAAGCCAAAGACAACGGGAGGAAAACUUGGACGCUGAGUGUCAGAAUCCCUGUGGUAUUAAAGUGCUCCGCUGUUGAUCUGAACGUCCAGCAGGAGGCGCUGUGCAGAGCAUUCAGCAGAACAUCUCCUGAAAGUUUUAAGCUAAAGAAGAAAAUCAAGCAGAAUCCAACCAGAUGGUCUUUGCUCAGACUGAUCCCCUUUGGCCUCAGAUCCUCCUGGAUCGAUGGAUGAAGUUCUGGUCAAAUAAAUCACAGAAAUGUUUUUAUGAAGAAUAUGGAAACAAAAUGAUAAAGGUGCACCCACUGAUUAAAAAAACUGAUAACCUGGAGAAACUCAGAGUUCCCACACUAUCAGAGACCCUAAAGGCAGCACUGAACACAACCCACAAACAGUCUGAUGAAUUUUAGUUUCCAUAACAACCUUGAAUGAACUCUUCUACAUCUUCAGUUUAAUAUUCAGGAAACAGGCCUAAUAUGGAUGGUGUUUUUGUCCGGUCAACUCUUUGCUGCCUUCAGGUAUUAAUAAAGUGUGGGAAUUACAACUUUCUCCUUUGAUUUCUUGUCUAAUAGCAGAGCUGAUCUUAAUAAGAACUAUUUAAACUACAGAACGAGGAAUAUUUUCUUCCUGUUGAAAUUCUUAAUUUCACAAUGUUUUUCAAUCUUAAAUACAGAGUUAAACUUCAGGCUGACCUAAAUCUUAAAAUAACUGCUGCCAUGGGGCCUUGGGGCUUGUCAGAUUAUUCCUGUGAUUAAACUCCACAGAUUAACUCAGGAUAUUUGUUGAAUCAUCUUUAUUGAAGCAGUAAAUGGAUCAGAUGUUAUCUGCUGGAAUGAAGAACUGCAGGAAAUGUUUGACAGGAUGGAUGGAGAUAAUAAUGGACGUCAGUGGGGGGAACCCGGACAGGUAGAUUCCUCUGCAGAGGGCUUUGUUGGGCCUUCGUGGAUCGUUUGGGUAAAAUGGGACGUUCAGGUCAACAGUUCAGAGAACAGGAAGCUGAAGCGAUGCUGGAUCGUGUGACGUUUGCAGGAAGACGAGUGUUUGACUGAGUUUAGGACUUAAAAUAAUCAGAGUGACAGUGCCAGUUUGAUCCGAAUCUUUGGUGUUUACUUUUAAUCAGAGGAUGGUUUUUAUUUUUCUAACUCAUGGUUCAAUCCGUGCCUCUUGGUCUCCUCGCAGACCAAUGAUGAGCUAAUAAACCUGUGUUGAUCAAAGCUGACUCCUGUCUGUCAUU
This is a messenger RNA of Cyprinodon variegatus (sheepshead minnow), 4116 nucleotides long. RefSeq names its product protein phosphatase 1 regulatory subunit 15B-like (gene ppp1r15b). The transcript has 2 exons. The record is from RefSeq and is a predicted model, not a curated record. Bases 560 to 2485 code for a protein of 641 amino acids. Lineage: Eukaryota; Metazoa; Chordata; Actinopteri; Cyprinodontiformes; Cyprinodontidae. Gene Ontology annotation, cellular component: endoplasmic reticulum; protein phosphatase type 1 complex. Gene Ontology annotation, biological process: response to endoplasmic reticulum stress. Gene Ontology annotation, molecular function: protein phosphatase regulator activity.